Molecule: messenger RNA, 3194 nt
Organism: Gigantopelta aegis
Lineage: Eukaryota; Metazoa; Mollusca; Gastropoda; Neomphalida; Peltospiridae
Product: protein PET100 homolog, mitochondrial-like
Exons: 4
Coding region: 868-1098 (76 amino acids)
Biological process (GO): mitochondrial respiratory chain complex IV assembly
Cellular component (GO): mitochondrial inner membrane; mitochondrion
Source: RefSeq, a predicted model, not a curated record
CUGUUAUUUGUGCUUCAGGCCCGCGGAUCCUUAAACCGGCUCUGGGCGUACUGGCUCCUAUUUUUGUUAGGGGGCAGGCCGAUUUUUAUACGAAUUUAACGAAAAUGCCCGAAUCUGGAUAAUAAUAUUAUUCGUAUUAGCAAUACUGUUUGGUAGGGUUGCGAACGAAUCACUAUGCAUUUUUGUAUGGAUUACAAAUAAUAUUGUGGGUGGAGUAAUGGAAAUAUAUGGUGAACAGGUUUCAGGCCAGCCCAUUUUCCCCGAAUUUUCCAAUACGUUUUCGUUUUUACCGAAUUUGAUUAGUUGCUCCCGCACUGGCCCGUCUCGUACGUGUAUGGCUUCCACCACCUCACCACUCAACAACAACAAAAAUGCAUUUUUGUUGUUGGUGUUGGUGGGUGGGUUGUUUGUUUGUUGUUGUUUUUUAAGGGGGGAGGGGUGUUGGGUUGGGGUAUUUUUGAUGGGUUCGUGUUUUUUCCUUUAUUUAUUAUUUUUUUUAAAGUGGGGGCGUGUUAGUUUUUGUUGGUUUUUUUUUGUUGUUUGGUUUGUUGUUGUUGUUGGGUUUUUUGUUGUUGUUUUUUUUUUUUUUUUUGGGGGGGGGGGUAAUUUUGCCCUACAGAGAUGGACAUCGAAAUUGUGGAGACUCAGUUGUUGUAGGCUUUUAGAAAGAACAUUGAGAAACGUGAUGAUCAUUGCAGACAGCCGGAGUACAUUCCCUUCGUAGAACUGGAAACGAGUCGUUAGUUACUUGUUAUAGCUUCGCUUUCCAAAACUAGCGGAACGAACGCAAGGAAAUUUGUGUAUAUUUUGUAACUUCUUAAGGUUAAUUUGUGAACUACAGGCACUUUAUUUAUCCAUUAUUCGAAGAUGGGAGGCUGGAAGCUUGAAGUUUUUAAAAUGGGUGUCUACAUGGCAUUUCCUGUCAGUCUCUUCUAUUAUUUCAACCAACCAGAGUUCUUUGAGGAGUGGAUGAUGUCAAAACGGAGUCAGUUCUUUCCUCCUAAGGAUCCAACAGUGGAUGAACAGCUGAAGGCUGUAAUAGAAGAGUUGGAGAGACGGCAGGAAGACAAGUGGAAAGCGAUGAAGAAAGCCCAGUAGUCCGAACUCUUCACCUCAUAAAGUCAAACAUUCUAACAUUUGCUCUUGAACAGAUGUGUGUGUAUUGGACAAGUGGUUGGUUGUCUCUGACUUUGUGCCGUUUUGUAAAGUCUCCAUGCCAGAAUCACGUGCUGUUCACAGUGAACCAAUGGACCGAGUCACGUUCUGAAUGACACAUCUGUGCUGAGGGCUGGUUUAAUCAGUUGUAAAUAGUGUACAUUAUGGUGUAUAAUAGUGCUGGGUGUAUGUCACGAGUGUCUGAAGUACAAUAUCUACAAGUCCUUGAUGACAUCUCUUAACUCGAUGUCUCCUUGAUUGAUCUGUUAGUUUAAUACUUGUGGGCAUUUUUAACUCGUAAUAGGCUUUACCAGAGGAAUAAAUGAAGAGAACAGUGUCAGUGAUUAGCAGUUUUAAACAGUUGAAACAUUUGUUGUUGUUAGUGUAGCAGGUUUACUACUGAAUGUUGAGAUGUGGCUGGACCCAUUGGUGGUGGUGCUCCACUGACCAGGGUUGGACAAAUCCACUAGCCCUUUGUCCUGGCUAGUGAAUGUUUGGUCUGGGCUAGUGGAAAUUAUCAACUGUAUUACUAUAAUACACAGGGCACUAGUCAAGGCUUCCGUGAGGACUGGUGACUUUCUCAAACAUUUGUCGAACACUGGCAGUGACCUGUAGCUCCUCUAACUGAUAUAUGCUCUACAUUUGUGCUUAUAUCGUGUUCUUCUUUGAUUAGUUCACUAAAACAAAAUGUUCUUGCCAAGGAUCACAUGCUAAUAGCCACAUAAUUAUGCUUUGUGUAUCAGUGUGAUGCAUGACCAUUAACUAUUUAAGCAACUUACAAGUGUUGUCACCAUUUUAACAGAAAAUAUUUAAUAUAUAUGCUGGUAGACUUUAUAGAAUAUAUAGAUAUAGAUACAGACCUGAGUUAUUUGGUUAAGAGCAACCAGAGCUGCAUUGUUCAUUGUACAUGUGCAUAUACAAUCACACUUGAGAUUCAAUCAGUAGUCACAUCCAACAGAAAGACUCCGCCAUGUGGUCAUAUUUCACUCAAAUCUGUUUGAAUGUGGUCUAGAGUGUAACUUUUAACAUUUUGCUGUCUUUAAAAUGUUCCAAUACAUGUUUUGAUUCGUUUUUUAUUGGGGUUUUCUUUCUUUUUUUUAAUAUGUAGCGGUGAUACAACUUGUGAAGGUUUAUUUUUAAACUGCAUUUACUGCCAUACAUUUUGUGAUCAGUCAGCAGUUUACACGAACCAGCCAAUGAGUGAUGUUUUGAAAACUUGAAUCCAGUUUCUAUGUUAGAAAACUGAAAGAAUUAAAAUAAAACAUCUUAAUUUUAUUUAUUUAUUAAAGUCUCAACUUUUAUAGGACAUGUAAUGAAAAUGUUUACACAUUUCCAAUAUCAUGUCAUUUUUUAAUGUAAAUACUAAUUAAAGAGCAUGUUAUUUUUAUAGUAAGUAUAUAUUUCACUGCCAGCUUUUGAACAAUGAGUACAUAAAACUGUUAUUGGUGGCCCCAUGGAGUACUCGACUAGAAGGGAAGUAACUCCCUAUUGUAAUCAAUUAUGAAAGUUAAAAUUGGCUGGACGAAUAGCUGUUAUGUCUUGUCCGUCACUACAAUUUAAUUAUGAUGUCUGCAAAGCUCAAGAGUGUUAUAACUAUUAUAUAGUUAAGCAGUCUGUAUUAGAGUAGUAUUUGUACCUAGUUGACAUUAUUUUUCAGAUGGAGGUCAUAUGGAUUUUUAAAACUUGAGAUAAAAUACUACUAGAGUCACAUUUAAUAAAACAAGCAUGUUUAGAAGCUGGAGACAUUCAUUUUCUUUUGUAAAUUUACUGACAGGUCUGUGAGGUUUUUGUUUUCAGUAUUAAUUUCCAUUACAAAUAUUGUGCACUACUUGGAUGUGAAAACUGUUUUUCAAAUGGAUAUUUUUAACAGGUACUGGUAAAAACUGAUUUUUGAGAAGGUGUAUUUCAGUAAUAUUUACAAAUCGGUAGUGACAGAUUAAACAAUGCUGCAAUUACUUCACCAUGUGGACUUAUUUGCCAUCACUUGACUAAUAAUAUUUCAUUGGUGUGUUAUAUUUAAUAAAAAAUAACUUUCCGAA